Stegodyphus dumicola is the source of this 5623-nucleotide messenger RNA. RefSeq names its product sister chromatid cohesion protein PDS5 homolog A-like. Lineage: Eukaryota; Metazoa; Arthropoda; Arachnida; Araneae; Eresidae. Gene Ontology annotation, cellular component: chromatin; nucleus. The record is from RefSeq and is a predicted model, not a curated record. Gene Ontology annotation, biological process: DNA repair; mitotic sister chromatid cohesion.
ACUUUGUAUCUAUUGUGAUAAGGUUUUUCAUUGUAGAAGCUGUACGCUGUUUGUGAUCUGGCAUUGAGCUUAAUUAUAUCAAAGAAAAAUAUUUCUCUGAAGGAUUUUCCUGCUGAACCCUCACUUAAUAAAAAAUUUUUCACUAGCCCGGAUAUGAGCUAUAGUAAUUUGAAAACAUAUUUGCCUCCGGAACUCAUUAACAUUAAACCUCAAGUAACAGGUAUUGAAAUAGACAUAUUUGAAGCAUCUACAUCAUCAGUAAUUAAUGGUCCUGUUGACCAGGAUGAAGUUACUACUAAUUCUGAUGUUUCAGAGAAGAGUGGCAAAACAUCUGAUAUUAGACCUAUGAAUGGUGAAGCAGAAUCACAAAAUGUGUCAAGCAAGUCUCAAGUUUCAUCUCACAGGCUACGACCUAAAAAAAGAAGAGAUGAUUCAAGCACUGAGAGCAGACAUGAAGACUCUUCUAAUGUGUCAUCAGUGCCAUCUGUUAAUACUGCUUGUGACAUUUCUCAUAAUUCAGAUAAGUUAUCAGAAGCUUCUGAACAAAUAUCUAUCAUUCAUCCAUGGAGUGGGAGUAGUGCAACAUCUCUGCAUUCUUCAGCUGAUAAUUGUGCUGGAAAUAAACUUGAGCAUGAGCGAAAAUCUGAAGUGCGGACUAGAUUAAAACGCUCUCCUCGCUUAAUGGAACUAAGAAAGUCAUCUUCAAUAAAAGAUACUGAAUCUAAUAAACAGAAUGGUUCUGUGUCCUCCUGUGAAACUAACAUAAAUUAUCUCUGUGACUUAGAUAUACGAAGUCUAAUAAAAGAAUGCAAUGUCCUUUUAAAUAAAGAUGAUGUGGAAAGGUAUACAGGUAGUUCUUUCUCAGCUUCUUCAGGAAGCAUUAUUCUUACUGAUAGAAAACAAACUAAUUUUAAACGUACAUCAUCAGUGGCCAGUUCUGAUUCUGAUAGUGUCAACCAGUCUACAGGAGGCCAGGCUGUAAAGAAAAGAAGACGUAAGCAAGUCAGAAAUCAGGAACUUAAUCAUCCAUCUCCAAUGGUGCUCAAAAGGAAACGGGAAUCCUCACCUUCUGUGCGCUCUGUUCGAGCUAAAACCUUUAGUUCUGUAAAAAAUACACAAUCUGCCAAAGAAACAAGUAUGUUAACCAAGUCAAGCACUCCUCUUUCUUCCAAACUAUCUCCAAAAAUCAAUAAUUCAGUAAAAAAAAACAAUAGAGCUACAACUCCACGAAGCAAAAACAUCAGCAAUAAGCAAAAAGUCAGUUCCCCUGCAAAAUCUUCUAAACAAUCCAGUCUUAAGAGACCGAAAAGGAAUCAAGUUAAUGCAAGUGCAAAGCGAAGGCUAUUGUGAUUGAUGAAUAAAAAAUAGUGUUAUUCAUGAAGUUCGGCAUUUUAUGUUUUUAUCAUAUUGUUCUGCUAUGUGGAAUAAACAAUUUUGCAUUAUAUGCAAAACUUUUAUUCAUCAUUUCAACUGUGUAAUUAUGAUUUUAUCUGCUCCUAGGUUCCAUCCUGAUUAUCAUUGUUUUCAGUUUUUAAUCAUCUCUAUUCUGUGUUUUGCAUCAUCUUAAUUUUCAUAUAAGUUAAAUUUAUUGUUAUCAUUUGAAGCAGAGCUUGCUUUCUCCAAGUGUAUAUUCAUGAAAAUUGUUGAUAAUACAUAUGAAUUGUUUUGUAUAUAUGUGUGAAAUCAAUUUGAGUCACACUUUAAAAUUUGGAACAAGUUUGAAUGUCCUUAUGUAUGCUAUACAUUACUUUAAUUUUAAUAACUGCAUAAAUGGUGCAAGCAUUUAAAUAUUAUCAUUCAUAUUUAAAAUAACGUUUCACAAUAUACAAUAAUUUUUCAGAUUUUAUUUGGAAAGGACAUAUUUUCAGGGAAGACCAUUUCCUUUUAAAAGACUGAGUGUUUUGAAAUGCCAUGCAGUAUUUAAUUACAUCCGUUCUUAUUUAAGGGGGGGAAUGUUACUUGAGUAAACAGAAUAAAUACUUAUGUGUAAUAUUCUUUUGCAGAAUUUUGGGGCUUUAAAAAUCAAUAUACGUAAUUUAUUGUGAGAAUAUUUUCCCCCUUUAUUCAUUACAUUGAAGUGUGUUUUAAUUUUGCAUAGAAUAUUCAAAUUCUUUAUUUAAUCUUUGCUAUUUUUAUAUAGUCUUAAUUUCCGGUGUACAUGUACUGAGAUUCUUUUUUAAUGUUGGUCUAUAUGGGAUUUUAGUUAUUUUUAAACUUGUCCUGGUAGUCUGCAUUAUUUGUGCAUUUGUGUGUAAAUUCUGUGAUGUGAAAACAAGCAUUUAUAAAUAAAAGAUUUUUAACCCAGUACUUCACAACCCAUUUCAAAAUUCAAGUGACACACUUGAGUUCCGAAAAUGAAGUAUAAUAUAUAAAAAUAAAUUAUAAAACAUAAAUAUAAAAUGAGCACUUGAAGAAUACAUAAAAAAUUUAACUGAAAGUAAAUAAUAAUAACAUUUUUAUUUGUCCAUAUUUGGUUCAACUUAUAAAUCCAAGCAAAUAUUUUUAUAUAUGAAAUUUAUUUUAAGUGAAACCAGGAGCAGCUUAACUACUGAAAAUCUAGGUACUUGUAUUCAUCUUAAGUCGACUAACUAUCUGUAAUCCAGUCUUGAGUAAACCGAUACCACAAGUUCAGCAUCAGGGAAGCCAUUGAUAUCAAUAAGAAAAAUAAUUUUCUGUCAGAUAUGUUUGUUUUUAUAAUUUUUAUCAUAAAGUUUAAAGCAUAUAGUAAUUGCUAUCUCAAUAAAAUUUAUCUUUUUAUUCACUAAGAAAGCCUGUUCUAAAAUCAAAAUACAACUGGCCCAAAACAUCAUCUUAAUACACACAAACCAUUUCAAUGAAAUAUUAAGAUACUCUAAUAUCCCUUAACUUUCUCUUUCUCUCUCUCUCUUCCCCCCCCCCACCAUGUUCCCCCAGUGUGUGAUAAAGAUUGGUCUUCAUCUUGAAUAUUUACAGAUUUCAUUAAAUAUAUAGGGAACUUUUUAAGUGGCAUUAAUUUAUUAAUUUAAAUCGUGUAACUUAAUAGAUAUAGUGAACCCCCUUCAUUUUAAUUACCUUUGGAAGUGGCUGGUAUUUUUUAAAACAUUGACAUCAAUAUUGAUAAUAAUAUUAUUCUCUGAGAAGACCAUUCCAUAAUCUAAGAUCAGCAACUAUGUAUUUGGAUUAUCACCAUAGAAAUGUAAUUUUGCUAUCAAACGCGGAUAUUUUUGUGUGCAGAAAAAAUUCAUACAAUUACAUUUCCAGUUCUUACGUUAACAGCAAAAUUUGUGUGGAAAACAGUAAUUAGUAAUUUCUAAAAUAUUAAUUUCAUCCUUUCUCUGCAUUAUGAUGUAUUUUAUAUUACUUGAUUAAGCAUAAUGAUGCAGCACACUUUAUAUAACUAAUAAUUAUUUUAAAUUGUUUAUUAUAAUUUGUUCUUUGGGGGGUGUCUGCAUAUCUGUGAAGAUAUCACAAAGCUACAGACAAUUCAUUUCUGCUUUUCAUGUUGUUGUAAUCAGCCAUGUUCCUUUCUAUAGCAAUAUAUAUAUAUAUGCACCAUAUGUGUUAAGUUAGCUAUAUUUAUGUAUGGGCUUGUUGUAAACCAAUGUAAAAAAAAAAAAAAAAAAACGGUAUUCUGCUGGAAAAUGAGGUUAAAAAAAUUCUGAGCUGUUCCAUUAACUGAGGAUCUUAAAAGUUUGUUAAAACCAAUUAAAUCAAAAUCCGGAAAAUAAAAAUCUGAUUUACUUUAUGUAGUGCAAGCACUUUUAGAGAAAGUGUUUAUUGAAAGUAUUCGGUCAGUUAGUCUGACUUCAUUGAUGAGUAAUUUUAAAGUUAAUAAAAAUUUGUAAUGUAACAUUAUAUUCCUCCCUUUUGGCACAUAAGGUCUGUUUUUGUUUAAAGCAUUAUCCUAUUCUGAAAAUAAGUUGUAAGAUGAUUUUUUUGUUUUGUUUUAUUGCUAGAUUAUUUAUUAUUCAUAAUUAAUAAGGCAAUAUACCACACUUUUAGUUAAUUUUUCUUGACAUGAUGCCAGAAGCCUUGUGAAAGAUUAAACUGUAAUGCAAAUCAGUAAUUGCUAUUACCAGUAUUUAGCUUUUCUUAGAUGACCAUCACAGAAGACCAAAAUCGUCUGGAAUCAUAGUUAACCUAGAGAGGUUUCACUGUAUAUUAAAUUUUUAGUGUAAUAUGUAAUUUAUCUUUAAUUAAAGUUCUUAAACGUAAUUUUGAACUAAUCAUUUUAAAUUUAAAUUUAUUUAUUAUUUUGUUAUUAAUGAUUUAAUUUUUAUCUCUGUAUUUUUUUUAUAAUUAUAUUGACAAUCAUCUUCAUGGGAACAGUAAUACAAAUGCUCGUUUAAAAUGGAAAUUAUUUUUCUAAGCUUUUAGCUUUGACUCGUAUAUAGUUGCAUUUAUGUAUGUAAAUUUGUCAUGUUAAAGCAUAACGAUAUUAAUUUAUUAUUAUUUUAAUUCAAACAUUCCUAAAACAUUACUUUAAUCAUGCCCAUAAGAUAGUUAUCUAUAUAAUUCAAGCUGCUUUCAUGUGUUUAGAGAUAAAUUUCAUUACAUUUUGAAAGUGUUUAAUGAUAUUUAUUUAUUUAUUUAUUCAAAAUGCAGGAUUACAUUAUUGAACAUGUGUUGAUUAUUUAUUGAAUAAGAUUUUGAGAUGUAUAUUGUGUGUCACUUGUGAAUUUGGAGGCAUUGGUAGUUUUUUAUGUAUGUUUAAUAAAGUGUAAUAUUUCAGAUCAUUUUGCAGAAUUGCAAAUAAAAUAAAUUUUACAACUUAUCUUUAAAUAUAUUUUUUAAUAUUAAUAAGGGGUUCUAUAGAAGCAAUUUACAUCUUUGAUGUUUUAUUAUAUGUCAAAAAAGGGCUUGUUUAGAAAAACUGAAGCAUUUAGAGAUGAUAUCUUUAAAAUUUUAUUUUAUUUUAUUUUAUUUUAUUAUGAUAAAUGCUUCUUCAAAUACUGUUGACAUAGUCUUACACUUAUAAACUUCCCUAUCAUAAUGUUUUUUUAAUUCUUUAAUUCAAAGGUUAAUGCAAUAUAAGUGCUUUUUUGCAGUCAAAUAGAAGAGAAACAUGCCACUGUGGAACGUAAAAUUCGGAAAAACGGUAACCUUAUUUUAACAUGGAUUUUAAAAAAAACUAUUGAUUUCGAGGAUGAUGGGCCACCUUAAAAAUCAAUAGAGGUUUGUUUAAAAUCUCUGCCAAAAUAAGGUUGCUGUUUAGCUUAACUUUAACUUCUUUGCAGUAUUUUAAGUUUCUACUAAGUAGUAAAGAUAACUGUUCAAAGUUUCGUUUAUAUUGCAAUGUUAUGUAAAAUAACUGAAAAAAAAUGUGAUUUUAGAAUAUAUAAACAAACUGUAGUCAUUAAUCUGCACCAAGAAUGUGGGUUUGUGCCUUCUGAUAUUUUCUGAAAGAUUCACAUUUUGAUGUUCUGAUGCUAAAUAUGCUUUAUUCAACAUAGAUCAUCAUGUACUGUUUCAUUGUCAUGUUUCAUGAUAUUUGUUUUGUUUAAUAUAGUUUGUAAGAAACCCUCUAUAAAUUUUUUGUGAAAAAUGUCAUUGUUGUAUACUACAUCAUGUCAUUAUUUGGUGAAUUCCUGGAAGAUUAUCUUUGUAUACUGAAAAUAAAAAAUUUUAAGAUUUGUAGUGUUCU